Aspergillus alliaceus is the source of this 1836-nucleotide messenger RNA. RefSeq names its product putative topoisomerase family protein TRF4. Gene Ontology annotation, biological process: RNA 3'-end processing. Gene Ontology annotation, cellular component: nucleolus; TRAMP complex. Gene Ontology annotation, molecular function: mRNA binding; poly(A) RNA polymerase activity. The transcript is spliced from 3 exons. The coding region runs from base 1 to 1836 and encodes 611 amino acids. NCBI's taxonomy places the organism in Eukaryota, Fungi, Ascomycota, Eurotiomycetes, Eurotiales, Aspergillaceae. The record is from RefSeq and is a predicted model, not a curated record.
AUGGACGUCUCCUCCGACGAGAAUGACGGCGAGUCGCGUCCUCGCAAAAAACGCGCCCUCGACUCCAACAACUCUCCAGCCGCGGCACCCACCCCACCCCCCGCUCCGAAGUGGUCUAAUCCAGACCCUUAUACAGUACUACCGCCACCGGAUGAGAGUCAGGCGAAGAGAGUAGAUGUGGUCAAGUUGAUUCGCAAGGCACGGGUAGCUGCCAGUGCGCAACCGGUCAAAACCGAUGCAGUGGCCGACAAUGAAGAUUUCAUCUCACUGGGUGGCUUAGUAGAUGAGGAAGAAAGCAAAUACCAGCCUCCACAGGACGCGCCUGUGGGACCAAGAAGCCAAGUGCAAGGAAGAGAUUCCGCAGCAGGAAGCCGCAAGAGAACACAUGACGAUGAAUUAAAAGGUGUCUCUAAGAAGACGGGCAAGCCUUUGAACAAGUACUAUUCGGAUGGCUCGAUUAUCGAUGAAUGGAAGGUUCGUCCAUCUGAGACAGGCACGCCAUGGUUUAACCAGAUGGCGCCUACAUUACACUUGAAUACCAGACUUCACAAUGAGAUCUUAUCGUUCUUUCAUUGGGUGAAACCACUGCAAUACGAACAAAUCGUCCGAGCGGACUUAAUCGAGAGACUCCAGUCUGCAUUCCAAAACAGAUACUAUGGCGUGCAACUCCGUCCGUUCGGGUCGUUCGCUUCGGGGUUGUAUCUUCCAACUGCUGAUAUGGAUCUGGUCCUACUCUCGUCCAACUUCAUGCGCCAUGGAAUCAAGACUUUCGGUGAACGAAAGGGACAAAUCUACGCCUUCUCCGCAUACCUCAGGAAUCUAGAUAUCGCUGUACCCGGUUCAAUAGAGACGAUUGCACAUGCUCGAGUUCCAAUCUUGAAGUUCGUGGAUAAAAUGACGGGCCUGAGAGUCGACUUGUCGUUCGACAAUGAUAGCGGACUAGUCGCCAAUAACACUUUCCAGCAAUGGAAGUCUGAGUAUCCCGCAAUGCCCGUUAUUGUUUCGGUCAUCAAACAAUUUCUGCUACUUCGGGGUCUAAAUGAAGUUCCCUGUGGCGGAUUGGGAGGAUUCUCAAUCACCUGUCUUGUCACGAGUCUUCUGCAGCACCUUCCGCAUGGCGGUGUGUCGCAAAAUCUAGGCAGUGUUCUCAUGGAUUUCUUCGAGUUCUAUGGUCAGCGGUUCGACUAUGAGACUGUUGGGAUACGGAUGAAUCCACCGGGCUAUUUCAACAAGAGAGUUUACAAAGUCUACAGAGACAACAAGGAUGCCCGACUCUCCAUUGAGGAUCCAAAUAACCCCGACAAUGAUGUUUCCGGAGGAACUCGCGAGAUAGCACUGAUCUUCAGAUCAUUCAGAGAUGCAUACCGACUUCUGAAAGAUCGCCUAAUUUCUAUGGCGAUGUCAGGAGACCAUCAAAGCAGCAUUCUAGAAAGUAUUAUUGCUGCAAACUAUGAUGAAUACGCCGAGCAAAGGUGGCAAUUGCGCCAAGUUUUCCAGAAACAUCCCAGAUUCGCUCAGUAUCAACAGCCACCCACACCUCCUCCACCUCCUCAAAGUCCUCCUCCGCCGAAUGAGCCGGCUCCUCCACCCUUGCCUCCGAACUCUCCAACCCCCUCUCAGGAGCCUAAGGAGAAGUUAACCAAAUUGCAAAGGAAACAACAGGCCUCGCGCGAGCGUGCCGCUCGUCUAAAGCGACUGCGCCCAGACUUAACUUCCGUCCCAGACUCUAUCACCAACGAACAAGCUUUGAGUCUUGGCGGCUAUAAAAGCCAGUCGGACAUGGACCGAGACCUUGCCAACCGUGAUAAAGAAGUGAAAGGGGGAGACCAAGACUAA